AUGACUGCUCCAAAUUUCCUGUCUGUUGGUUAUUCUUGCAUUCGGGAAGCAGGACUCGGCGUUUGGACAGAAAAAUGUCUUCCACAGGGCAUCGUCUUUGGACCCUACGAGGGAGAUAUUAUACGGAAACGUUUCGAAGCGAAACAAAGUGGAUACGCGUGGGAGAUUCGCAAAGGCGGUCGGACCGAUCACUUCAUCGAAGGAAGAAAUCAGAAGUUUUCGAAUUGGCUUCGAUACGUGAACUGCGCCAACGUGGAGGAGAAACAGAACCUGGUGGCUUUCCAGUACCGCAAACAAGUGUACUACAGGACAUACAAGCCCGUUCUCGAGUAUACAGAGCUGUUCGUUUGGUACGGAGAUUCCUAUGGGCGUGAACUUGUUGAGCAAUUCAAGAAAAAAGUGGCUUUGUGCAUGGAAGAUGGACAAAGGGAACUGACCGGAGUGGAGUGCGCCAUCAAAAAUCCUCUAUCCUCUUCCCCCAAAGUAAUGGAGCAGAAUAAUCAGCAGAUGAAGCCGGACAAGAGGCAUCGCUGCUCCCACUGCGCUUACUCCACUGACAGAGCUGAUAGUUUGAGACGCCAUCUGCUCGUCCACGAUAGUGUGAAGAAGUCUCACAACGGAGAGACGCCGUUCAAGUGUGAUAUAUGCGGGAAGGAAUUCAAGGAAGGAAGAAAUCUCCGCCGGCACGAGAGAAUCCACAGCGAAGACAAGCCCCACUUAUGUUCAGAAUGUGGAAAGAAGUUCCAUGAACGCCGUUCUCUCGUUCGACAUAUCCAAACCCACACGGGGCAGAGACCCUACAAGUGUAUACACUGCCCGUACAGAUCCUCUCGAUCAACCAGGCUUCGAGAACACGUCAUCAUCAAUCACACGAAGGACUAUCCUCACGUGUGCGAAGAAUGCGGCAAAGGGUUCACGAGAACUGGGGAAAUGCAUAAACACAAGAUAAAGGAACAUUCAGAUUCUGCAAAGAAUUCUCUUGCCUCACGGGAAUUGCCCGGAGUGGAGUGCGACAUUUGCCACUCUGUCUGCUCCUCUACCGAGAUGAUGGAGAUGCAUCGGAAGAGUCAUUCGCACAUGAAACAGGAAAAGAGUCCCUGCACUAACUCCACUGACAUUGCUGAUCGGAUGGAAGACCAUCCGUCCUCCCACGAUGGAGUGAAGUCUCACAAGUGCUCCGAGUGCGGAUUGCCUUUUACCCAGAACCAUUCUCUUGUCUGCCACAUCCGCACGCAUUUGGAAAACAAGCCUCUCUUCACCGAUGAACUACCUCGAGUGGAGUCUCACACGUGCGAUGCGUGCGGAAAGGAGUUCACUCGGAAAGAUAAUCUCAUACAACACGUCUGCACUCACACCGGAGAAAGGCCGUUUCGGUGCAAUAUGUGCGGUAAGGCAUUCAUAGAAAAACGCAGUCUUCGCAGGCACGAGGUAAUCCACACUGGAGAGAAGCCGUUUCGGUGCGAUGCGUGCGGUAUGGCAUUUACACAAAAACGCAAUCUGCGCAGGCACGAGGUGAUCCACACCGGAGAGAAGAAGUUUCGGUGCGAUGCGUGCGGUAAGGCAUUCACAGAAAAACGCGGUCUUAGUAGGCACGAGAUGGUCCACACUGGAGAGAAGCCGUUUCGGUGUGAUAAAUGUGGUAUGGCAUUCACAGAAAAACGCAGUCUUCGCAGGCACGAAAUGAUCCACACUGGAGAGAGGCCGUUUCGGUGCGAUGCGUGCGGUAAAUCAUUCACAGACAAACGCGGUCUUAGUAGGCACGAGAUGAUCCACACUGGAGAGAAGCCGUUUCGGUGUGAUACAUGUGGUAUGGCAUUCACAGAAAAACGCGGUCUUAGUAGGCACGGGAAGAUCCACACUGGAGAGAAAGCGUUUCGGUGUGAUACAUGCGGCAAGGACUUCACAGGAAAAGGCGAUCUCACCCGUCAUCUCCGAAUCCACUCUGCACAGAAAUCCUACAGAUGCACUCAAUGCACUUACGAGAGUUCAUAUUCAUCAUCUUUGCGGUUACACAUCAUUGCCUGUCACACGAAAAACUAUCCACACGUGUGCGAAGAAUGCGGAAAAGGAUUCACGAAACCUGGAAAAAUGAACGAGCACAAGAGUAAAGAACAUACCAACGUUAAAAAAAUUGAAACAACUGUUUCACAAAGCCAAUAA
Uloborus diversus is the source of this 2160-nucleotide messenger RNA. RefSeq names its product zinc finger protein 260-like. Gene Ontology annotation, biological process: cellular developmental process. Lineage: Eukaryota; Metazoa; Arthropoda; Arachnida; Araneae; Uloboridae. Gene Ontology annotation, molecular function: protein binding; histone methyltransferase activity; DNA-binding transcription repressor activity, RNA polymerase II-specific. The coding region runs from base 1 to 2160 and encodes 719 amino acids. The transcript has 3 exons. The record is from RefSeq and is a predicted model, not a curated record.